This is a messenger RNA of Pocillopora meandrina, 16160 nucleotides long. The record is from the annotation of a GenBank genome assembly. NCBI's taxonomy places the organism in Eukaryota, Metazoa, Cnidaria, Anthozoa, Scleractinia, Pocilloporidae.
AUGACAUGUUCCUUUUUAAACUUCACAUCAAUUAUCAUCUAUCAAUCUAAGCAUACAUCUCUUGUUUUUAAUACAGUUCCAUCACAACCUCCCACUGCCUUCCAGUUGACUGCAAGCUCUUCUACCAGCAUCACAGCUUUCUGGAAGUUACCACCAGUCUUUGCCAGACAUGGAAACAUUGCAGGGUUUAAAUUGUUUUACAAAAAGAAAGGUUCUGGUGGGUCAGCAACAACCUUGUCUAUUAACAAUGGGGCAACAUUAAGUAGAACUGUCAGUGGGCUUGAUAAGUUCACAGAAUAUGAAUUUCAAGUUUUGGCCUUCACUUCUGGUGGUAAUGGACCGAAAAGUUCUGUGAAAGUGAAAAGAACAAUGGAAGAUGGUAUGUGACAAUUCAGGGAUAAUGGAAUGACUGUCAACCUUAUUUUUUGAAUUUGCAUCUUCAUUGCGGGUUAAUUAGAUACCGAUCACACAAUAAGAAGGCUAAACAAUUGAAUAGUUUGGAAUCAAUUGAUUACUUUAAUUUAUCAAAACACAAGAGCAUUUAUAUUCAUGUGGCAAGUUAAGACGUGAUAGAAGUUUUCAAAAACUAAUUAAAAACACUACUGCCCAAUUGCAGCUCCUUCACAACCUCCAGCUAACUUCAAUGUCAUUCCAACCUCCUCCACUGGUGUAACAGCAUCAUGGCAACUGCCACCAGCAAACUCCAGGAAUGGAAUAAUUAAAGGAUUCAAAUUGUUUUACAAAAGGAAAGACUCGUCAGGCUCAGGCACCAUUCUUCCUAUCAACAGUGAAUCAACUUUAAACAAAAAUGUCAAUGGGCUUUAUAAGUACACAGAGUAUGAAUUUCAAGUGUUGGCCUUUACUUCUGCUGGUGAUGGUGUAAACAGCUCUGUUAUUGUUAAUAGAACAAAAGAAGAUGGUUAGAGAAACUUUUUGUUUUAUCUUCUUAAAAUGUCAUGACUUUUUAAUAAAAGGUCAGAUACACUUGCACUUCUCAUACAGUUUUCUGAUGUGAUGAGAAAAGUGAAAAUCUAUAAUUAUGCAAUAUGUGAUUUUAAUAACCAUGAUUUAACACACUGUUAUAUCAGCGAGUCAUGAGUGGUAAGGUAAUUAUUUGAAGAUAACUAACAUAAUGUAUGCAUUCUGAUUGGCCAUCAAAUAAUGACUAUUUUGUCAAGAAAUUAUAAGCAUGCAAUUGAAUAUUAGCAAUUAUGUUGGCUGUUAUUGGAAGAUUACAGGCUUCAUAUGCAACAAUUUCAGCUUGCUAAUUGGUUGAGAACACACCAGUUUAUCUCAUACAGUGCAGAAAGUUGAAAUUAAGCGCAAAAAUUGGAAAUGAAAUUGAUUCACAGGAAUGUCGCAAAUGGCGGACAGGUUAGCAGCAAGUAGCAACUUUUAAAUUCAAAGUUUGAAGGAGAGUGCUCAAAACAGAAACACCCAACAAAGCAAAGACAACUGGCUAAAAGUCCGGAAGACUUGGCUUCCCAAAAUGGCUAUGACAGAAGUAUUGAAACAUACGAAAUUCUCGAGAAGUUUAGGUAACAGUUCGUACCAAAUAAGGAGAGACUAUAAGGGUGAUAGCCUGCGUGUACUGGUUGCUGCUAUUAAGUGAUCAUUUGAGUAAAAAUAAUGAGAAGAUGACGAUCAUAAUGACAUUGCUUAUCGUUAGGAUUACUGUCUUUUUUUUUAUAAUCAUAUGCAACUUCUCAAUUACAGUUCCUUCACAACCUCCUCGUGGCUUUACUCUGGCUGCAACCACUUCUGAAAGUAUAACAGCAUCCUGGCAGUUACCACCAAAAGACUCCAGAAAUGGAAUCAUCAUAGGGUAUAAAUUGUUCUACAAAGAGAAAGGCUCUUCAGGGGCGGGAAGCUCGAAACUCAUUAACAGUCAGGCAACUCGCUCUCAAGAGGUCACUGGGCUUGAUAAGUACACAGAUUAUGAAUUUCAAAUUUUGGCAUUCACUUCUGUUGGGGAUGGACCAAAAAGUACAGUUGUUUAUGAGAAAACAAAGGAGGCUGGUAAGAAAUAGGAUUUUAUCUAAGUCCUAUCUCCAUGAAACUCAGAAAAACAUGGAUGCCACAAAUGUCUCUGAGAUGGUAUUCCGCCUAAAGAGAGAUCAAGCAGUCUUGAGAAAACGUAUAUAACUUAAUUGUUUGCUUGUCAGGUCUGUGAUGUGAUAGCUAUAUCUCAACACAAUCAACAUUCCAAAGUCAAAAUUUUAUCUCAGGUGUUUAUGGCUUCCUAAAUUUUAUAAAAACACACCUGCCCCCGUACAUGCAUGUUUGUAAUGUUACAACAUACCUUAUUGUUAGCUAUUAAUCAUAUGAUUUUCAAAAAUCGUGAAGUAAGAGACCCGCGUAAAACUCUUUUCGCGAGCAUUAACCACGCAAAAUUUAAUAUAAUGACUAACAGUUAGGGAAAGCGCUACGUUACCAAAAGCUAGGAGAAAACAGGAGUCGCUGGGGUAGGAAAGGGUGAGUCAGCUCCUCCCGAGGAUCUGUUUGAAGAAAUUGACCAUAUCCUUAAGCUGUAAGCGUAAAUAGACGGUGUCAUGUACUCAUGUACGCACUGCUUUGUUGCAAAGGUACAUGUUAAACUGUUUUAAGUUUUGUUUUGUUAUAGUAAUUUGUUGUUCAGUGCUAUUGGAAAUUACUGUUGCGGAAAAUUAAAAUCAAUUUUGCUGACUCUGAGACUGUUUAUUAUGUAAUUGCAUUUACAACUCAAACAUGUUUAAAUCUGAAUUUGCCUCCUUCCCAAGGAGGCAUUAAUAUCUUUCUGGAUGAAAACUUCUUAGUUGUAGCUGCAGGUUGGUUAUUUACAGAGGCUGUAGUAAAAAGGAAAAUAACACUCAGUCAGAUUCAUUAUUUAAAGAUAAUAAUUGAAAUGUGACUGCUCAAUUGCAGCUCCUUCGCAACCUCCCUCUCAGUUUAAUGUCACUGUGGAAUCUUCAACCAGUAUCACAGCAUCAUGGCGGUUACCACCAGAAGGCUCCAGACAUGGAAUCAUCAAAGGAUAUAAACUGUUCUAUCAAAAGAAAGGCUCAGACUCAGCAACCUUCUUGACACUGAACAAUAUAAAAACAUCAGAAAGAGUUACCCAGCUUGAUAAAUACACUGAAUAUGAAUUUCAAGUGUUGGCCUUUACUUCUGCUGGUGAUGGACCAAACAGUUCUACUGUUUUCAAGACAACGAUGCAAGAUGGUGCGAAUCAGAAGUGCUUUAACUAACAUUUGAACAUAAAAGGGAUGUUACUUUUUUAGGGUGAUUGCUUUUAUGUAAGGCUAUCAAGAGUGUCCUUCAUAAUAUAUCUCACACUUAAACAUGUGUGAAGAUGAUACCCAAACUAUUUCUUGAAUGAUAUAUAUUUUUUUGAAUCCCAAGUAAUCUUUUUUGAAACAGCAUGAAGUUAUUGUUGAUUUGUUCGCUCUUAAUUAGUGUUAACAAUUUCCCUUUAUUCUGCCAGCGCCUGAUGCACCUACCUCCUUGUCAUAUACUGAUGUUUCACCAAGCAAGUCACAUGGUCCUAGAAUAACCCUGACCUGGAGUGAGCCUGCAGAAAGAAAUGGAGUUAUCAAAAGUUACACUUUGUUUUACAGCCACGAUGGAGUUGCACCAAGAGAGAUUUCUGGAAUAGGCAAAGCUGCACUUAGUCACACUGUUGAUGUAUUAGGUGGAGUGACUUAUCAGUUUAACGUCAGAGCUGUGACUAUUAAACCUGGAAAAAAUGCCACGAAAACAGUAACUACUAAGGAAUAUGGUAAACUUUACCUUUAUAUCUUUGAAAGGACCGCUUUUUAUUUUUACCAUACUAAAAUAAAUUUUUAUAUAUUUUGUAAGUUCAAAAAACAGACAGUAGUUGGUCACCCAAAAUAACUUAAGGGCUAAACUACUUGGGUGACUCUUAUUUAUUAGUUGGGAAAACACAAAAGUAGGGGAAAAAACGGCAAUUACCUAAAUUAUUUUUGCACAUAUCUUCAUUGAUAUUGACACCUAUAGUACAAAUUAUCUAAAGAUGAUUUACCUACGCUACUUUACAUGUAUUAAAUAAUAAAAAAAAGUCAGGAAACAACAUAAGUAUUGUUGAAAACGAGCAAAUUAGUACAAGUGACUUUCAUUUGCUGUGAAUCAAUUAACAAAAUGUCCUGUUUUUUGUUAGCUGAAGAUUUAAGCGAUCCCAAUUGUUCAACUAAUUACUAAUAAUAAGAAAAUAUCUUAGAUUGUAGACUUGCAGGUGCAUUUUAGGUGACAAAGGUUCAACUGCCACUUUACUUUAUAAAGAAUUCUUAGUAUUUUUCUCCAAGUUGUGGUAAAAAUAUUUCCCCUUUGUGAAUAGGAUACUCAAACAUUUUUUUCUAAAACUAAUAAUAUUGUCUUCUGAUAGCGUGAGGUUUUUACUCUAUUUCUUAGCACCCGGAGCUGGCCCAGAACUUCCUUCAUCCGCUCAAGUGAACAAGACGACUUUUAACAUAUCAUGGGAACCUCUAUUAAGAGAAAAGAGUUAUGGAAAAGUUAUUUUGUAUGAAGUCAAGGCCAUCUUCUUGAAGAAAGGAAAUUUGCGCAAAAGAUCUGUAAUUUACAGCCCUGUCAAUACCUCAGUGACAUUUGUUGUCCUGUCUGACUUAGAGCUUUGUUCUAAAUAUAAUGUCUCUGUUCGAGCUUACACAGCAGAAGGGCCUGGACCUUAUGGCGAACCUUUGGAACUGGAAACAUCAAGUGAGUGUGAUGAGAUUAUUAUGAAAAUGCUAUUGGUUUGUGACAUGAUUGGUGUCAAAAAAAACCUAAAAAAAUAAUUUUGUUUUAUUUUAUAAUAAUUGACAAUUUAAAAAAAGCACAACUUUCAUUAUAUGAUUAGAUUCUUUCCUCAAGUUAUUCUGACUCGAUAACUUUUUCAAUAAACAAGGCUUUUAUUUAACUUUUUUGUUCUCUAACGUAACACUAUAGGACCUGAAGCACCCGGGGAAUUUAAAGUAACAGACUUUGGAACAAAACAGAUUACCCUGGCGUGGAAACAAUAUGAUGAAAAGGAAAAAAUUGUCUAUACUGUAAGUUGGAUUAAAAUUACCGUAUUUCUGCCCUUUGGGUGCAAUUAUUUGGCAUGUAAUUAUAAGUAGUACGUAUACCGUACAUAGUUAGACAUGUCUUGAAAUAAUAACAAUAAUCGAAAUAUUUAUCCAGGGUAACCCUUCAAUACAAAAGUACUGUUAGUAACGGGGUUCUGCUGAUUAAGAAUUUAAAACUAAGAAAUAUGAAAUUAUUAAAAUAUAUAUAAGAUGGUGCCUAUAGUACUAUCUAGAUAGAUAGUACCUAUAGUCCUCUAAUUUCAAACUUAAUGUUUGUGUGAGAGGUUUUAUGUAUAUUCAUAUUUCUAGUGCUGAUACUAAUAAAUGUGUAAUGACGAUGCCAACGAGAAUUUCUUAAUAUAUUUCAUCAAUAGGAUUUUGUUUCAAUUGAAAUUUAUUUUUCAAAAGAAAAAAACAACUCUUAUCUUUGCUAGAUUUUCAAGAAACUUUAACCCUUGGGAAUGGCUUGAUUCCAAGUCAGACCAAUUAUAUCUUAGUCACAACGUCAUAUGUUUACAAAAGGGAGGUCCUUUUUAUAUAUUUUGACUCAAUUUCAAUUUAUAUCACAAAAGUAAUCAGGCAAGUCACCCAAAAUUAGACCGGAGUCAUUAUUUCAGCUGGAAACUAUUGACUUUGGUUAAAUCCCAUUCUUGAAAUCGAAUAAUUUGUACCAAAAUAAAAAGUCAAAAUUACAAAACUUAUUUAUUUUAUCUGAACAUUAACUGUUCCUCGAAAUUCACAAUUGCUGUAUAAAAAGCUUUGUAUAAUUUUGUCCAAGUUUACUCCCUAUCAGGGUUUUUUUAGCAGAUUAACGUAGAUCCUAUAAUGAGGCUUGAAUUAUAGAAACAUUAAAUUUGAAGUAAUUUUCUAUCGGAGCCUUUUGUACUUAAUCGUGUAGGUGAAGUACACUGGAACAAAGUCCUAUAAUAAAACGUUCAGAGAUGCUGAGAAGAUUAUAGAAGCAAUAAAGGCAACAACACAGAAGGUAGAAGGGUUGAUUCCAGGCACCACAUAUGAAUUUAGUGUUCAUGGCAACUCUGUUUGUGGCGAGAGCGCUUCCAAAGUCGUCUCAAAAAUGACAGAUAUGAUAGGUAAGUUUCCAAAUUCUUUGAGGCUAACCAAUCAUUGUAAUAGGUUAUCUAUGAAACUAUCUAAGAAAACAUUCGCUCUGACGAGGGGCUAACGCUCGAAACUUCAGCUUUGAAACUCUUAACGGUGGCAAAUUUACGUUAUCUUCUCAGUUGACAAUACAAAAUCACCCUGUUAUACUCUCCCACCGACGCAGCACCACAGUUUCUUUAGAAACUUAGCCCCUUCGAUCAUUUACCAAUGAAACUGUCACCUUUCCAUUUUAGUGAAAACCAAUGAUAUCAAAUUUUUGUAAAGUUUUGUUUUAGAUAGAUCUGGCCCCGUUUGUUUGAAGAGAGUUCACUCUAUCCUCUGGUUCCUAGUGUAGAGUAUCGAUAGCGAUUUAAGCGUUGGAUAUGCCCUUUGAAUGGACCUUGUUUUUGAUGUUUGUCUGCUUUCGAAAUGAAUCGGUGAAAGUUUUUUUUUUUCUGCUGGUAAAAGAAAAUAAUAUUAAAACUGACUGGUGAUAAUCAAAAGUGCCCAAUGUCUUUUAAGAAAUAGUUCUUAUAGGAACAUCGAGUUACAUGUACAUUGAUCUUCCGAAAAGACAAUAAAUUGCGACCAUCAAUUGGUAAUGCCAUGAAAUUCUGUCAAACAAAAGUGAAUUAUUAAUAUCUUGCCGUCCUUUUGAUCAAGUUACCUCUUGAACAGUUGAGUUAUUUUAAUUCACUAAUAAGAUUCUGCGUAGAGUCCUGAAUCACCUUCUGAACUUGUAAUCAUACAGCUAUAUUAUCUCAUUUAAUGAGAACCCUUUCUGUACUAAAGUGUUGUUGUGGUUCAGAAGUUAUUUUUUUCCUUACCAGCUCCUGAAGCCCCAUUUCCACAUAAUAUAACCGAUGUCGAGGUUUCUCACACAGCUGUGGAUAUUUAUCUGUGGCCUGUUGAACAAAAAUAUGGUCCAGUAAGGUAAUUAUCAAUACGAAGGUAAUUUUCUCUAGAACCAGCGGUAGAAUAGAUCCUUCAUUAAGAUGUAAGGUAAGAUUACCUGCCGCUGCUCGAGAAAUGAUUUCACCCUCCCUCCACGAAGGCUAGAUUCGUGCGUGCGGCGGAAAUUAAACUUAAUAGGCGUUAGAUAUUUCAUAAUUUUUGAAAAAGGUUUAUUCAAAGGGUCUUUUAGGAAAAAAAAAUGAAUUACGAAACUGUCGGUGGAUUCUCGAUGUUUAUGGUCAGUGGCUCUUAAAUGCUAUAUUAAUGGCCUCUUUUCAAGAUGUCACUCAUUAGUCAGACAUUUUGUUCUAUACCUUUCAGUGCCUAUCAGGUUAUUGUUCUGAAAGUCGCUGAAGGUAUUGAAGAGCUGCCGGGUGAUUAUGGUUUUCGACUUAAGUCUGCCAGUGAUGCAAAGAAGGAAGAUUUAAACUUUUAUAUUGCUGCCGAGCAAGAAAAUGCACCAGUGAUUGACAAGCCUUGGAAAUUUACUGUUGGUGACGGUAAAAAAACUGCAAAUUAUAUUAAUGGAAGACUUGAAAGCGGAGAGAAUUACAUUGUGUAUGAAAGAGCUUUAACUAAAACCGAGAAUGUAAGUAUACCAGUUAUUUUAAUAGAUGUUACUCCCUUUUUGUAUUAAGAACGAGCUGACUUCUAAACUAACUGAAAGCAGUCAUACUUCAAGUUCCUGUGCACCUGAUUUCUUGAGAGGAAAUCAUUAAGAAUAGUUCCCUAAGAGUGAAAAACCUUGUGCUUACCACGAGACAGUGGUAUUCUCUGUAUCUUCUAGUACAGUUAAGUGUCGCAUUUUUCUGCAUUUUCACAGGUGAUUUUAGAAGGAAAAGCCAGUAAAGUUGCAAAAAUAACCAUCAGUCCAGGCAAGAGUUCCACUGCAUUACAUUUGUAUAUAAAUUAUAGAUUUCUUGUCUGGAAGGGCGUUCUUACGUCAUUUUAGCUCGUUGUCUUUUCAAUCCUGUUAGAGCAAAAUUACCGCAUGAGGUCAUCCUACCAAGAGCUCUCAGAUAGGCCGGUUGAAUGCUGCCCGAAGUAACCACUUUAGGUAGAUCUCGAAAGUGGGGACUUUGUUUACUUGAAAAGUGGCCAUUUAAAGAUUCUUUUAACUGGUGACUUCAGGACGCGUGUUCAUUUUCAAGUUGGCCACUCAAGCUUCUUGAAAAUCCACAAUCCUUUGAACUUAAUCACUUCACAGCUUUAGUGAACUGAUAGUUGCAUGUAGAGGGCUGAUGAAAUGGCCAUUUCAAUAGUCAAUUUACUCCUUGAAAUGGCCUUUUACGACUUUUCAUGGCUACUUUACCGAACUCGUCAGAAUCGUUAAAGUGGUCAUGUCUGUUUCACAAAUGAAGGACUUCUAAUCUACCUUUAAAAUUCCUUUGUUAAGGAGUUUCUAAGAUUACUACACCAAGGAUAGGGAUGUUUUGUUAUUGUCUCCUUCAAUAUAUUUUCUUUUUUCCUGUGUUCAUUCUCAUUUCUUUUUUUCCUAUAUUUUCAUUUUCUCGGCGUGGGAGUUUUUUUCUUUAUUUUUCAGCGAAAGGAAAUACGAGACUGAAUCAGGGAGGACGAUACAGAGACUUAUUAAACAAGAGGAGUUAAUCAUCCAGGUCAGCUAGACUGUAGUUACUUUGAAUUAUUGAAUCUCAAGGGUAACCAAUGGUCUCCAAUUUCUACCUACUUUGUUGCCUCCAGUAAACCUUAUUUGCCAUGGUUAUAAAUGUUUCCUUAAUAUUUUACUCUUUAACUUGUGUAAAUUAUUUAUUAAGUUGUUUUUUGCGCUGUUAUUGGCUAGAGUAUUUCUAUGCAGAUUUGAAUUUGUGGUCCUUUUCCUAUUUCUGUAUAUUUUAAUUGAAAUUCAGCUGCUUAGAUUCUUUCGUCGAGUAUGAUUCCUUUACCGAUUAAUUUUGACAAAGGUACUCCAAGUCUUGAAAGAGCUAGGAAAGAUGUAAAAAUACAUUCUGGUAUAUGACAGUUGGCUAUGUAUACUCAACACCCCAACACGACCAAAGUCCGACUUCAUCGAUUCUUGGAUGCCUCGUUGUCUGACGAUGCAAUAUGUAUUUUUGUUUUGUUCUCAUUGAUUUAGAGUUAUGAUCGCCGUAUUUCCUCAGAUAAGCACCUCUCCCCUUCUCCCGAAUAAGCACCCACCCACAAGGCCGUGAUAUCAAACAAGCGCCCCUUCCAAUAAGCACUCCCCUUCCUCCCUGACUUUAUUAAUUAUAUCGAAGGGAUAAUAAGAAAACUUAUUUCGAUUGCAACUUUACCGAUAGCUUCAACAACAGCAGAUUCAGUACAGGUGGUGGUUUUAUAAAUGCCCUCCUUCCAAUAAGUGCCUCUCCUUGUGGUCGCAAUUUUAAAUAGGCUCUCCUUCUCUUAAUUGCGCUCUCAUUCUUUCACGGUAUCUUAUUUCAUUACUUUAUUUUGUUUGUUUGUUUGGUUGGUUGUGUUAUUGAGUGAUCUGCAGAAUAUAUCAUCCCUGCUACGCAGUGGGAUCUCUAGGAGUCCAUUAUACAGAUUGAUUCGGUUUCACUUUCUCUUGUCAAGUUUCACUUGCAAACGAACAUUUAAGCGCAUGAUCUUAAUACUAUUUUAUCUGAAACAGAUAGAAGUUCUGGACCACCUUUACAGCAGAAAGACGGUUUUGGCUGCACAUCUUUUUCCCUUUGAACUCAACCUUUCAGACUUCGUUUGAAUUUAUCACGAGCAACUCCUCAUCAUUUAAGUAAGAAAGUGGUAUCAUUUAAGUGAGGAAGUGUUUCAUGGCCAGUGCAGCAUUUUUGGCCACCCAAAAGAAUGAAACCGAGCUCACAAAAGGUACAAUAAACGUGUUGUUUCAGCUUCGUGUGUGAUAUCCGUUAUUGAACUCCACCUUUGCCCUGGCCUAUGUGGAGAUCUUCAUAAGCUGGGAUGCUGACUCAGACUGGAUACCAAAAGAGAAGAUUGAAAAGAGAAGAUUGAAUCCUCAAAAACCCCAUUAUUUAGUAGUUUUCUGGACCUAAGGAAUGUUUCCAGAAUAUUUUGUUUACUCCGUAGUUUCCCCGGAGCAGUCGACACAGUAAAUUGCUUCGUAUUUUUUUCGUAUUUUCAAGGGAUAAAAGAUUUUCAAUAACGGAGUAUUUUAGAAGUAUAGAACAUGGUUGGAAAAGAUUAUUCCAAGGUUAGCAUGUAUUUGAUGGAACAUGAUUGCUCGACAUUGUGGAAUAAAAGGUCGUCAUGAAAAGAUGUGUCCGAGUUCGAUACUCCAUAUCUCAUUUAUAGUCUAUUAAUUGAGUACUCAAUAUUGAGUAUUCACCUCGCAUCUACCCGCCCACCUCAAUCGUGGCCUUGUGUUGUGCCCGCAAAGCAGCUUGAAGGGAAAUGCCAUUCUUGGGAAAGACGUACGGUCGUCCAUACGAAGCCGUUUUUUGUGUAAUUUUAUUUUGUUCGAUUUUAUUUGAUUUUUUUUUACUUUUGAUAGGGAACUUUAGAUAUAGGACUUUGCACGUGCGCCUGACGUCAGUAACACCGCUGUAGGAAACCACGCGUAUGAAUUUUUUUAAUUCGAUUUAAUUUUACCUUUAAUGGAGAAUAUUUACCAAGCCAUGGUUGUGUGAAGGUUGGAUAACACUAUCCAGUGGAUAAAUCUCUAUACGAUGGAUAGCGAAUUACGUGACGUUUUGCUAUCACUUAUCCGCGGGAUAGCGAUUUAUUCGUUGGAUAAUGUUAUCCACCCUUCAUACAACUAGGCCUAAUUUGUAUUGUGACGAUCCUUUGGCCUAUGAUACUUCAAGACAUUGCAUUAUGUCUGAAAUAUGAUUGUGCACUCUCUUCUUGCAUUUUAUAUCACAUUUGGUCGGAGAAUACCAAGCUAGAUCCAGUUUUUCUGUUUUCUUAGUACUAUUGACCACUGCUUGCUAAUUAUUGUCACAGAAGAACAUUAGUUAUGCUCUUUUUUUCAGAACAAUUGAUGGAUGGAAACUCUAUUGUUGUAUGUAAGCAAGUUUGAAGGUUAUGACCUAAUGUGGAGUUUGUCUGAUUAUUGCUGCAUUUGAAACUCUGAUAAGGUUUUGAAAAUAAUUACUGAAAAACUUUUUUCAAGAAAUCUGAUUGAAAUUUGGUUUUUUUUUAGCAGCUCUCGCACUAAAGACAACUUUUCUUUCUCCUUCCUUGUCACGGAGCUCGUCUUCUUAUUUUUAGUGUUGUGUUUGUAUUUGUUUGUGUUGCAACACUCACCCUCUAGUAUCGGGCUCUAGGAGUUUCGUGAUUCAUUUCGCGUCAUAAAACAGAGAUAAAUAAACAAAGUGAUAUAAUGUACACCUCUUUGAAGUAAUAAAUAUAAACAGUCUUCUCUUAGCUUACUCUUAUCGUUCGGCACACCAAUUAGAGCAUUCCGAUAUCACUAUGAUUGAAAAAUAUUAAAACAGAUCAAGGAGAUCAUCAGUUUUCUUACCAUGGCGUCCAACUCUGUACAUAGAGGCACACACAGAAUCCAACUUCUCAAGUACUCCUGCAAUGUUCAAAGAGCCGUUAAAGCAAAAUGUUUUUCAAAGCCUGACUUAACAGAGCCUUCUUUCACUUCUCUCCAGCUGUGGUUUGGUCUAAAGAAACGCCAUCUUCACCUUCUUUUUCUGCAAAAAUCAAAUGAAGGAGGAAUUUCAGUUAAAGUCACGCUUCCACAUUUUCCUGGAAAUGCAAGGUACGAUUGACUAAGCAACUUCAUGCUAAUUUUGGCUGUAUUCCUAUUUCACAAUAUUCAAGGGGUAACAUAAAGUUUAUUUUCUUUUUACGGUUAUCGUCAUGAGACAUCUUGUGCAUUGCUAUGUGCUGAUGCGGAAGAAAAUAUAAGUAACAAAUGACACUACAAGAUACUGUUGACAUAAAAAAUAUCGUGUAACGUAUCUUGCAGGUUUUUCCAAGUUAUCAUCAUUACAUAUAGCUCAAACUAUACUGGUGCUGUAAACCCACCGGAAAGAUUUACAACACAAGACAUGAUGACGUAUGAAGAAGCGCACAAAUCUGCAGUUCCUGUUCCUUAUGUCGCUUUUCAGUUUAACGGAAGUGAUUUUGAUAAAAAUCGGGAAUUUGUUGUUGGAGACGGAGCGGAAUCCAGCAGUAAAGAAAGGAAUAAGAGAAGUAGUGGUGAUCACUUUUGUUACAACAAACCUCUGCAGCUGAAUACAAACUACAAAGUGUUCCUCAGGGCUUUUGUCUCCGAGGUACUCGAAAAAAACUUUUGUCAUAAGAGAGGGAUGUAGUAUGAAUUCAGUGUAAGAACUUAGUGACAAAAUUGACCCAUGGUUUUAAGGUUCUUGCAUUCGCUUACUCCGAGUCUGCACCCAGAUGUCUCCGGAAUUUUCCCCUCCUACACUAUUAUCUUGCCGUUGUUUACCAGCUCUUUGUUCUUAGUGAAUGCAGUGCUAUAACAGCAGCUUUUAGUAGACUUGAAAUGCUGAAGAGGUCUAAGUCACCACACCAUACCCAAACGUAGCAAAAGGUUACAGAUGAAUAAUUGGUUUUUUGUGGUUGUAUUUUUCAGACGGUUUAUGUCUCUAGUAACUUUAUAGACAUCAAUGCCAAAGGUAUUGAUGUUUUGAAUGUCUUUUUUGGUAUACUUUUCCUUUUUCAGAGGCAUCUAGCAUUCAGCAACCAAAGUUAGCUCAAUGUAGUCUGUGAGUUUCUUUAUUGGUAUGAGACUUUCAUGCUCUGUUGGUUUUCUUUCAGAGUUUGUAAGUUACUUCUCAACCGAGGUGCUUUUAAAUUAUUUUUUAGUCGGGAAGGGAUAGGCUGCAAAGCCUUACUGCUGUAUUUGUGCCUUGUUCUUUGUUAAGGAAAAAAAUACUCCAUGUUUAUAACAACUCAGGUAAACCUAUCAUCAAAGGUCUCCCAAAGACAACCAUCACAGAAAUUGGCAAACUGGCAAUGUUGACUUGUGAGGUUAGUGGAGACGCUAAUGCUUCUGUUACCUGGACCAAAGAUGGACUAAGCAGUAUACCUCGCGCUCAGUUCGAGAACAACGAGAAAAUACUUAUUAUAAGGAAUGUUGUUCCUGGCGACAGUGGCGUUUAUGAGUGUAAAGCAAUGAACAUGUUUGAAGAGAGCCGUACUGCUACGAUAGUGAUUGUCGCUGGUACGUAGAAAGUUUGUCACCUUUGUAUUGAAUAUUGGGUAACAAUAACAUUUGCAUUUCCUUUCGUGAAAUAAGUCUGUGAAGGAGUAAGAGUAUUUUUUUAUUAUUUUAAGUUACAGAAAUUGCCUUCCUCUACCAAAAUGAAUGUCUAAUCAUGGUUCUUCUAAGCAUCACGACAAUCACCAUGGCAACUGGUCUCAACCUUACUCCAGCCACUUAUUAACAAGUCAUUGAUGAAUUAGUGUGUGUACUGAGUACUAACCAAAUAUUAGAUGGGGUGAAAGAAAUAAGACAACACUGAUAACAACCAAACAAACCACCACUCAGCGCGCAAACCAAAAAAUAGAUCCUAGUAGUGUUCCCACAUGUUUUUUACACCUUUGCUCUGUUGUCACGAGCAUGAUUUUGUCUGAACUUGUUUUGGUAUCAUUUCGUUUUCCUCUUUUUUCGCACAGUGCCACCCAGAAUUAUCGAAGAAUUUUCCCCUUCCUCAGUGAUAUGUGAAAAGCAAAGUCCGUGUUUUCUCUCAUGUCAAGCAACAAGUUAUAUUCCCUUUAACUACUCUUGGACGAAAGAUGACCAGUUUCCAACUGGUGAAGGCAUCAAGUUCAUGAAUAACAGUAUCAUCGUCACGCCACAGAGUUCACAUGACUAUGGGGAGUAUGUGUGUCACGCUACAAACAGCUUUGGGUCAACAGAGUAUAAAAUCACUCUGCUUUCUCCCAAGGAUAAUGAAGAUGAUGGCGGUAAAUGCCCUCAAAACGGUAAAUAUUCCUUAAUAUUCGAACGUGCUUAAAUAUUUUCUUCUCAAAAAAUUUUGGAAAGCCUAGAGCUUUGAAGUCCAGUGUGGAGUUUAUGGGCUUCUAAUUACAGUUGUUUGGUAUAGCCAUUUAUGUAUCAAAAGCAAUAUUGUGUGGUGGUCUCAUACGCCGACGUUUCUCGGUGUGAAGGUACAUUUUCUUUCUUCAAUUAGAAAGUUAUAAUAAUGUGCAAUACAGGUAGAUCAUUCCAUAUAUCAUAAUUGGCCUGUUCGGUUGUAACUUAAUCAAAACAGAGCUAUAUGCAAUAUAGUUGAUAGCUGAUAGUUUGAAAAUCGUUUGUUUUCUUUCACCAGAUACACAAAGCAUCUUCCUUGCUAGUGUAAUCGUGCUGUCUUGUAUUGUGGUCGUGUUACUCAUUAUAAUUUGUGGGCUGAUAUGGCAGCGGAGACGAGCUUUUCCCAAUAAAAGGACACAGAGUGAAGAAAAAACUGACUUUGAUGGCGUCAAAUCUUUACCUGACCAACAGCGACGUGACCAGCACGCUUCAGACCCGGAUUUAUAUACGGAACUCAAACUCAGGCCUUCGAACCAAGAGUCUCAUAUUCCUACUGAGUAUCAGUCGUUACAGGAAGAACCCGAGAACCCCGGAUAUUACAAUGUGGUGUUUCAGAAAGAAAAUGGCGAGAAACAAAAUGAAGAAAUGUAUGUGGAAUUAUGCUAAUCUCUCAACUAAUUUUGUAUCCUUGUAGUUCAGAUUAUCCAUCUUGUGUUAUAUGCUAUGCUUAGUUAUAUGCGCAUGUUGAUUUGUUCUGUAUGGUCUAAUGGAGGACAGACGUAUAGAUGACGUCACCAUUAACAAUAUCUUGCUUCUACAUUGUAAAAGCAAAGAGAUUCCAUGUUGCCGUGAGUCUGUUCUGUAAUAAGUCACAGAAGACGUCAAAAUGUGCUAAAAAGAAUAGUGCCAGACUCGACUGCGCUUCGUGUGCCACACUUAAGUUCUCACCACAUUUUGACGUCAUCUGUGAUACAUAACAGAACAGACACACGCCUACAUGGAAUCUAAUUGUUAAUUAGAAACGGUACUUCGGUUUGUGAAGGACUUUGCUUUUGUCUCGCUUAAAGAAACACUUCGUAAUUUGGCAAUGAAAUGCAUACGUUUGAAGUUUUCUCCUCUUCAUUAUCGUCAUGAUUACUCUUACUAUCGCAGUGUCGCAUAGAGUGCAGUUACCUGAUAUAGUUGUAAGGAAAAUAUACAAGAUACACUGGUAACACUAGCUUACCCAGUAGAUCCUGUUUGCGAAUGUAUUCUGUUUACUACAAGAACAGACAUGACCUUUGUUAGUUUGUGAUCAAGGCAGUUUUGAAGUAAGGCCUUAAAGACUUCUUCAACGCGCAAUAACCUUUGAUUUGGUCCAUUUAAAAUUAAUUUCUUAUAUCUCUCUUAUAUUUUACAUGUAUCUGUAUAAUUGUAUCUUUUCCUAUUGAUGUGAAAUGUCAUAAGAUGGAAUCGCGUAUAGCCAGAUCUGAACAUUCAGUUAUAACCUCGAAUGAGAAGUAAAUGAAAUUCAUAGAUUUGGGCGAGGUCCUUAAACUGAACGAAACCUCCUAGGAGACAGUGGCACAUGUAUAAAAACUUACUUUUCUAAAUGAAUCCCUGUUAUCAGGUGAGAUUUUAUCUACAUCAUUUUACACCGGUAGCAGCACGAGAAUUCGAAUUCAACUUAAGGUGUGUCCUGAACCAGUAGUAAAAAUGAAAGAAUUAAAUAUGCCAUUUUUUUAAAGAGUUAUUGGAUGUAAACAUAGAUCAAAGCGUAACAAUGUCAUAUAUUUUUUUUACCAGUACUGAAAGUUGUUCCUUAUAUUUUACCCUUUUAAAAGGGUUCUCUUUUCUGAGUCAUUUAUUGGACAUAAGGAACGUUUUCAUUAUAUUUUAAAAUAAAUUCUUCUUAACUGUAAAGACAAUGUAUUGCAAUUGAAAAAUGUUAAGCAACAGAGUAUUAUUAGUAGGUGUUUGUAGAUAGGAGAAUAGAAAAUAGUACAAUAUUUUUGCUCUGUGAGAUAUUUUUAACUUACAGAGCACUUACUGAUUGAAGAAAAUGCUUGUAGAAGUUUUUCCGAGGCAAUAACAUUUUAGUAAGCAUUUAAAAUGCACAGAACUUAAGUAAGAGA